This is a messenger RNA of Diaporthe citri, 1845 nucleotides long. RefSeq lists its product as uncharacterized. Lineage: Eukaryota; Fungi; Ascomycota; Sordariomycetes; Diaporthales; Diaporthaceae. The record is from RefSeq and is a predicted model, not a curated record. The transcript has a single exon. The coding region runs from base 1 to 1845 and encodes 614 amino acids.
AUGUCUAGUCCCAGACCGCCAAAGCGCUCGCUUGACGAUGCUGCUCUUGUUGAGGCAACGCCUCGUCCUUCCAAACGAAGCCUUUCCUUCCCUGGCGUCAUUCCCAUUUCGCAGCAUCACGAUCGUCAGAUUUCAGAGGGAGGUCUCGUCAAUUCCUCCAGCGAGCUUCGUCAUGAUAUUCCACCCAUCGAAAACUUGCCACAAGAGCUGCUCCUCCAGGUGUUUAGCCACCUGGUUCAUCCGUCCUUGCUCACUGCGGGAUUCCCAGACAAGCGAGUCAAGCACUACAGCGAUCAAUCCAACGGCGAGGACGGUCUCGACAACGAUGGCUUCGGCAGUGCCGUCGAUCGCAAAGACUUGCGCAACGUCUGUCUCGUCUCGCGCACUUUCAAGACGGUCGCCACGACCGUCCUUUACCGUUGCGCACACCUCGCGACGGUCAAAUCGCCAGAGAGCCUCCUACUCACCCUUACGGCACACCCAGACCUGCAACCUCUCGUCAAGCAUAUCUCGAUCCCUACGUAUGCAGGUCGAUCCACUGUGCGAUUCGAUUACGCCUUCACCCAUGACUGGUUGAAGUACGAGAAGCUGGACGACGAGGUCGAGGAGUUUCCACAUGGGAAUAUGUUUGCCGAAUGCUCAGAAGCCAUUGAGGGUAGUGUGCUCAAGCACCUCAUGCCUCUUUUGCCAAACCUGAAAACCCUCAUCAUCCCACAGAUCAGCUUCUACGAGGGACCGAUCAUCGAUGACCUCGUCUUACCGAAUCUGACAACGCUGCGCAUCACCCUUAUGUCGCCACCUGAGGACAUUUUCAAGAGGUUUAGCUUCUGUGAUUCCCUUCGCACGGUCAUCGGGCUGCGGCCAGAAGUCCUCGGCCAUGCCUUCCCUGCCCUACAGCGCCUCGAGGUCUGCACGGCAACCGGUACCUGGGAGGCCGAUCUCGUCUCUGGGGAAGGCGAGGCGGACAAGUGCGGAUGCCCGAUGAAGUACUUCGAGUCUCUCAAGACGGCGGCGACGUCCCAGAUUGCCCCCGCAGAGUGGCACCUGAUAACCCUAGAACGACCCAUCUUCGACUCAUCCUAUCUCCAGUCCCUGGUAUUCGACGGUCCGGGCAGCGAAUGCAGCAUGCCCUGCGAAGUUGCUCGCAUGGUUGACUGGGACCUCAACCGCUUUCUGUCGGAGACGGGCAGCGGCCUCCGCACCCUGUCGCUGGACUGGGAGGUUCACCACCGCAACCACCGCAUGGGAGACGACACCCAACAAAGCUACUUCGGCCCCUCGAGGCAUCUCAUAAAGCUCCCUCAGCUUACCAACCUGACGCACCUGACCGUCUCCCUGCAAGCCCUCUUCGGCCACGCGAACAUGUUCUGGGACUGGGUGGACGACAUGGAAGCCAGCCCCGACACCGAGCUCGCAAAGCUGCUCCCGCCGUCGCUGCGAGUCCUCCGCAUCGCCGAGUACAUCCUGGGCAUGUACGAGUACGGGUACGGGGCGGACGUCCCAGAGGAUGAUGGCGAGCCCGACUACGUCUAUCACGGCCGCUGCGUCCUAAGCUUCCUGCAGGCCCUCCGCGCUUGGUGGCUGACGCGUGACGAGGGCAGGGAGUUGUGGCUCCGGCGCCGCGCUGAUCUGGACGUUCUCGCGGUCAAUUGGGGAGACUCCCUGAGUUGGGACGGGCUCGGAUACAUCCUGGACUUCGGUGUGUGGGAUGAGGGAUUCCAGCGGAUACUGCGGCCAUUCGAGGACAACGGGUGGGAUCCAGAGGGGGAUGAUGGUGGUGUUGAUCGGGAGGACGAGGAGACGACUGAGAAUGAGGACGACGAUCCGGAUGGAGGUUCGGACUAG